AUGUCCGAUUCCGUCAGGUUGCCUGUUCGAGACUCCCGGCCUCAACCCCAGGCCAUCAAACACCACCACUCCGCCCGCUACUACGCGCAUCGAGUUCACGAAAGCUUCACCGCUAAAGCCACCAAAGUGUUAUGUGCCAUAUUCUUGUUCAUUUUUCUAUUCGUUGGCGUUUUCUUCUUCAUCUUAUGGCUUAGUUUACACCCUCAUCGUCCAAGGUUCCAUACGAUAGAUUUCACCGUCCCCACGUUGGCUCAACAAUCAGUGCUGGACAAUUCUCUAAUAACGUUCAAUGUCACAGCCAGGAACUCGAACCAACACAUGGGUAUCUAUUACGACUCCAUGGUGGUGUCGGCCUUUUAUAAAGAUCAGCGAAUCGGGUCGAGCGCAUUGUACCCCCCGUUUUCCCUAAACCCCAAGACAACUACGAUCGUGCAAGGUACAAUUGGUGCAGCAACGCUUACUGUAAACACCGAUGAGUGGAAGGAGUUUAUGAAUGAUAGGCAACAUGGGACUGUGGUUUUUCGUUUAGAAAUAACAUCGGGAAUAAGAUUUAGGGUUUCGGCAUGGAAGAGUAAGCACCAUAAAAUGCACGCAGAUUGUGAUGUUUCAGUGGGUUCCGAUGGGUCGAUGUUACCAGCUUCGAAGAACAAGAAAUGUCCUGUCUAUUUCACUUGA
Molecule: messenger RNA, 675 nt
Organism: Hibiscus syriacus
Lineage: Eukaryota; Viridiplantae; Streptophyta; Magnoliopsida; Malvales; Malvaceae
Product: NDR1/HIN1-like protein 26
Exons: 1
Coding region: 1-675 (224 amino acids)
Biological process (GO): defense response to other organism
Source: RefSeq, a predicted model, not a curated record